AUGCACUUCAACGACAUCUUCGAUGGCUGCAAGCCUGGUGCUGACGGCAUCAUCACCAUCGGCCAGGGCAAAGCUGCCCAUGAAGCUGCCGCCCAGCUCCCCCAAGCCUUUCGCGACAAGGCCAAUUUUCCCCACGAAAUCCUGCACACCACCGGCAUGGUAUCGCUCCAUGACCUAGGCGACGCUUCGUGCCAGGCCAAGGGCGAGUUUGAAGUCAUCGCCAAGACCGCCUUUGACGUCGUCAAGCGCUUCCCCAGUGGCACAGCCAUCGUUCAUCUCGGCGCUACCAACUCCAACAUGUACGCUCCCUACGUCGCGGCCUUCAAGGCCCAAGAGAAGUCCUGUGUCUACCUCCCCCUCGUCUCGGACCUCCCAUCCCUCCAAGCCCAAGUCACGCGUGCCACGGAGGAGUUCCCUGGCAUGCCCACGUACGGCCUGCACGGCACAUGCGAAGAGGGCGACGACUUUUUCGCCAACAUCAAGAUCCCAUGCCUGUACCUCUACCUGGGUUCCCGCUUCUACGGCGUCCCCGACCCCCUCUGCCUCGACCGCAUACACUCCUUCUCCCAAAACUUCAAGCGCACGGACGCCCUCAUCAUCAGCCAAGAGGAGCCCCCCAAGACGGACGCUGGCCCCGUGUCCCGCGGCAAAGACCCCUACAUGACGCCCCUGUACCGCAAGUUUGUCGACACCUAUCUUCGUGCCCUUUGCGCGCACGCCGGCAUCGAGAACGUCAGGCCCGGCAGGGACUUUCCCUACAAGGCCAAGUCAGAAGGUGGCAUGCACUAUUUCGAGAUGACCACGACGCGCGACAUGGUCUGCACCGCUGCUGGAUACGAUGGUUUCACUAUUGAGACCGGUACCGUCUUCAACAUGUUCAAGACUUGGAAGCGUGGUGCUGGCAACGUUGUGGAAAUCACCCUCGACGCAGACGUCAACAUUGAGACCCUUGGCCACUCGGACAAGAUGCGCAUGAACUUGUACCUCAUUUUCCCUUAA
Molecule: messenger RNA, 999 nt
Organism: Emericellopsis cladophorae
Lineage: Eukaryota; Fungi; Ascomycota; Sordariomycetes; Hypocreales; Bionectriaceae
Exons: 1
Coding region: 1-999 (332 amino acids)
Source: RefSeq, a predicted model, not a curated record